Molecule: messenger RNA, 462 nt
Organism: Stegodyphus dumicola
Lineage: Eukaryota; Metazoa; Arthropoda; Arachnida; Araneae; Eresidae
Source: RefSeq, a predicted model, not a curated record
AUGGAAGAUAUUUUAAAUUCUGGUAAACUGGAGCUUCUGUAUGAUGACUCAGACGUCCCACUCUAUCUGCACUAUAACGGUAGUGAAACCAAUCCAGACUUGACUUUAGCUUUUGCAGACAUUUCCGAUGCUGCUGGAAAAGAAGGUGCUGGUGCUGGCGUCUUAUGUGAUGUGUUUUCCUUUUACCUACAUGGUGGCUCUCAUACUACCGAUUUUGACGGUGAAGUCGAGGCCAUCUGUUUAGCCCUUCAACAGCUUUCUGGCCGUCUCUCUCCUCUUGAUAAGGCUGUAAUUUUAUCGGACUUAAGUUCUGCUCUUCAGGCCUUAGCAAGUAACCUAACAAAACAACGUGCUCGUGUCCAGAGCUGCAAGGCGCUGUUGAGCAGAAUUCAGACAAAGGUUGUUUUCCAGUGGGUGCCAUCACAUUGUGGCCUUCAGGGAAAUGAGAUGGCGAACCUUUUG